Molecule: messenger RNA, 2883 nt
Organism: Calypte anna (Anna's hummingbird)
Lineage: Eukaryota; Metazoa; Chordata; Aves; Apodiformes; Trochilidae
Gene: SLITRK5
Product: SLIT and NTRK like family member 5
Exons: 1
Coding region: 1-2883 (960 amino acids)
Biological process (GO): regulation of presynapse assembly; positive regulation of synapse assembly; axonogenesis
Cellular component (GO): membrane
Molecular function (GO): protein binding
Source: RefSeq, a predicted model, not a curated record
AUGUACGUUUGCUGCUCUACAGUAACUUUGGAACAGGAUCUCAACAAAAAAAUGCAUAUUUGGAUGCUGCAGACAAUUGCAUUUGCUUUAACAUCACUAGUCCUUUCAUGGGCAGAAAGCAUCGAGUAUUAUGGGGAAAUCUGUGAUAAUGCAUGUCCUUGUGAGGAGAAGGACAGCAUCUUAACAGUGAGCUGUGAAAACAGAGGGAUCAUCAGCCUUUUUGAGAUCAGUCCACCAAGGUUUCCUGUUUACCAUCUUUUGUUGUCUGGGAACCUUCUGAACAGGCUGUACCCAAACCAGUUUGUCAAUUACACAGGGGCUUCAAUUUUGCAUCUGGGAAGCAAUGACAUACAAGACAUCGAAACAGGGGCCUUUCAUGGUCUGAAAGGCUUAAGGAGGCUACAUCUGAACAAUAACAAGCUGGAACUUUUACGAGAUGACACUUUUCUUGGGCUAGAGAGUUUGGAAUACCUACAGGUCGAUUAUAAUUAUAUUAGCAUCAUUGAACCCAAUGCUUUCAGCAAACUGCAUCUGCUGCAGGUGCUGAUCCUCAAUGAUAAUCUCCUCUCCAGUUUGCCCAAUAACCUUUUCCGUUUUGUGCCCUUAACUCACCUGGACCUAAGAGGUAACCGGCUGAAGCUACUGCCCUAUGUGGGCCUUUUGCAGCACAUGGAUAAAGUGGUGGAGCUGCAGCUGGAGGAAAAUCCCUGGAAUUGCUCCUGUGAGUUGAUUGCUCUGAAGGAUUGGCUGGAUAGUAUCUCCUACUCUGCUCUGGUGGGAGAUGUGGUUUGUGAGACACCUUUCCGCUUACAUGGUCGAGAUUUGGAUGAAGUCUCCAAGCAGGAGCUUUGCCCCAGGAGGCUUAUCUCGGAUUAUGAAAUGAGACCACAGACACCAUUAAGCACUACUGGAUAUUUCCACACUACCCCAGCUUCAGUCAACUCUGUGGCUACUUCUUCUUCAGCUGUUUACAAAUCCCCCUUAAAGCCUCCCAAAGGGACCCGCCAACCUAACAAGGCACGGGUGCGCCCAACCUCCCGCCUUCCCUCAAAAGACCUGGGAUACAGCAACUAUGGCCCCAGCAUUGCCUACCAGACCAAAUCCCCGGUGCCUUUGGAGUGCCCCACUGCUUGCACUUGCAACUUGCAGAUUUCUGACCUAGGCCUCAAUGUCAAUUGUCAGGAGAGGAAGAUUGAGAGCAUUUCUGAACUGCAGCCCAAACCUUAUAAUCCUAAGAAGAUGUAUCUGACAGAAAACUACAUUGCCCUGGUACGAAGGGCAGAUUUUGUGGAUGCUACUGGGCUGGAUUUGCUGCACCUGGGCAAUAAUCGGAUCUCAGUCAUUCAGGACCGGGCUUUUGGGGAUUUAACUAAUUUGCGAAGACUGUACCUGAAUGGGAACCGGAUUGAGAGGCUGAGCCCAGAGCUGUUCUAUGGGCUGCAAAGCCUGCAGUACCUCUUCCUGCAGUACAAUGUCAUCCGGGAGAUAGAGGCAGGCACCUUUGAACCUGUCCCCAACCUUCAGCUCUUGUUUUUGAACAACAAUCUGCUGAGGUCUUUGCCAGGGAACAUAUUUUCUGGUCUGUCUCUCUACAGGCUGAGCCUGAGGAGCAACCACUUCUCCUACCUGCCAGUGAGCGGGGUGCUGGACCAGCUGAAAUCCCUGCUGCAGAUCGACCUCCACGAGAACCCCUGGGACUGCACUUGCGACGUGGUGGGAAUGAAGCUGUGGCUGGAGCAGCUCAACACCGGCGUCCUGGUGGACCAGGUUAUCUGCGAAUCCCCUAAGAAGUUUGCCCAGAACGACAUGCGGACCGUCCGGGCGGAGCUGCUGUGCCCGGAUUACUCGGACAUCGUCGUCUCCACUCCCACGCCGUCCUCGGGACAGCUGCCGGCCCGGACCACCCCCUCCUCCUCCACCGUGCGCCUCAACGGCACGGCGGCGGCGGGUGGCACCGGCGGCUCCGGCGGCAGCUCCUCGGUGCCGCUCUCGGUGCUCAUCCUCAGCCUGCUGCUGGUCUUCAUCAUGUCGGUCUUCGUGGCGGCGGGGCUUUUCGUCCUGGUGAUGAAGCGGCGCAAGAAGGGCCAGGGUGACCACGCCAGCGCCAACAACUCUGACGUGAGCUCCUUCAACAUGCAGUACAGCGUCUACAGCGGAGGUCAUCACCCCCACCACCAUCACCCCCACCUCCAGCAGCACCCGCCCCCCCGCGGGAGUGGCGGGGGGGGAGUUGGCGGCGGGGGUGCUGCGCUGCCCAAAGUGAAGACCCCCGCCGGCCACGUCUACGAGUACAUCCCGCACCCCCUGGGCCACAUGUGCAAAAACCCCAUCUACCGCUCCCGGGAGGGCAACGCGGGCGAGGAUUACAAAGACCUCCACGAGCUGAAGGUCACCUAUAGCAGCCACCCCCUGCAGCCCGGGGGAGGCGGCGCGCCGCCACCCCCACCCCCACCGCCGCCGGCGGCUCCCGGCGGGGAGGAUGCGCCGGUGCGCAGCCCCGCGUACAGCGUGAGCACCAUUGAGCCGCGGGACGAGCUGCUCUCCCCGGUGCAAGACGCCGACCGCUUUUACAGGGGCAUUUUGGAGCCCGACAAACACUCCUCCUCCUCCACGCUGGGCACCCCCGGCUCCACCCUCCCCGAUUACCCCAAGCUCCCCGCCGCCUACACCUACUCCCCCAACUAUGACCUUAGGCGUGCCCACCAGUACUUGCACCCGGGCCCGGGGGACGGCAGGCUCCGGGAGACGGUGCUCUACAGCCCUCCGAGUACUGUCUUUGUAGAGCCCAACAGGAACGAGUACCUGGAGCUAAAAGCAAAACUAAACGCAGAGCCGGACUACCUCGAAGUGCUGGAAAAACAGACCACAUUCAGCCAGUUCUGA